Ictalurus punctatus (channel catfish) is the source of this 1861-nucleotide messenger RNA. Its product is annotated as E3 ubiquitin-protein ligase UBR2. The transcript is spliced from 3 exons. Lineage: Eukaryota; Metazoa; Chordata; Actinopteri; Siluriformes; Ictaluridae. Gene Ontology annotation, cellular component: cytoplasm; ubiquitin ligase complex. Gene Ontology annotation, molecular function: ubiquitin protein ligase activity. The record is from RefSeq and is a predicted model, not a curated record. Gene Ontology annotation, biological process: ubiquitin-dependent protein catabolic process via the N-end rule pathway. The coding region runs from base 585 to 1679 and encodes 364 amino acids.
GAAGCAAAGAACGUUAACCUGAUCUGACCUUAGGAGUAAGUGCAGUUCAAUUCAAUUUUAUUUGUACAGCGCUUUUUACAAUAGACAUUGUCUCAAAGCAGCUUUACAGAAAUAUCAACAUGGUAUACAGAUAUUAAAGGUGUGAAUUUAUCCCAACUGAGCAAGACACUGAGUGGCGACGGUGGCAAGGAAAAACUCCCUAAGAUGUUUUAAGAGGAAGAAACCUUGAGAGGAACCCGACUCAGAAGGAACCCGUCCUCAUCUGGGUAACAACAGAUAGUGUGAAAAAGUUCAUUAUGGAUUCAUAUGAAGUCUGUAUGGCCUUAGGAGCAGCCAUAGAGUAUCAAAAGCUAAAGAAAUCAGGUCUUUGAAUAUCAAUGAUGCAAACAGGGAGGAGAAAUAUAACAGAACGAAAGACCAACAAUCAGAAGCAGCAGAUAGCCAAGAUGGAUAUCUGGGGCGUCAGGAUGCCACCAAUGUUAGUGGAGUACUUUGCCACGUUGCGCCAACAGUCGGAAGAUUACCAAGCUGCGCUACGAAAGUAGCAGGACGGCAGGAAUUACCUGGGCUUCAACUUACCGCCUAUGUUCAUGCAGGACUACGCCAUGCUACGCCAACAGGAGGAGGAGUCCAGGUACAAGGGGGAGUUUGUGUUCAGUACAGAGACCCAGCCCGGGACCGACAGGGUGACCUCAGAGCUCGAACCUGAGCUCCACGAGGUGGGCUCACCUGCCGAGGUCCAGCAAAGGGUCAGCGGGGAGGCACUAGCACCAGGCUUUGAUGUCCGAGUCCCAGUCAAGUCUCAAGUCCCUGAGGUCCAAAACAAGCCUCGCGUCCCUGAGGUCCAAAUCAAGCCUCGCGUCCCUGAGUUCACGUUCAGGCCUACUGACCCAAAUGACCAAAUGCCGCUCACGCCCAGCCAAGCUCCGCUCACGCCACAGUCCGCCGACACGCACCGCCAAGCUCCGCUCACGCCACAGUCCGCCGACACGCACCGCCAAGCUCCGCUCACGCCACAGUCCGCCGACACGCACCGCCAAGCUCCGCUCACGCCACAGUCCGCCGACACGCACCGCCAAGCUCCGCUCACGCCACAGUCCGCCGACACGGCCAGCCAAGCUCUGCCUAUGCCCAAGGUUCACAUAGUGACCUCAGAGCCUCAGCCUCCCCGUUCAGCUGAGGUCGCCGCUCAGACUCCCCGUUCAGCUGAGGUCGUCGCUCAGACUCCCCGUUCAGCUGAGGUCGUCGCUCAGACUCCCCGUUCAGCUGAGGUCGUCGCUCAGACUCCCCGUUCAGCUGAGGUCGUCGCUCAACCCGCCUGCUCCAUGGCAACUAGUGUUCCCCCCCUUCUGCUUCGAGGAGACCCACACUCCUCUCCCUGGCCGCACGGGGGACUUCUCUCGCCUUCCAGUUCAGCUGGGGACGUCGCGCUGCUUUCAUGCUCUGCCGAGGAAAUAUCUCAGCCUCCCUGUGCCAUUGUAGAAGCCGCCCGGCCUCCUGAUUUUGCGGGGGACAUUUUCUCCAGGGAGCCAGGACCACCAGAUGGAGGACGUAUAAUUUUGGGCGCUCCGGGAGUAGCGCCCUUGGGGGAGGGUUCUGUCACGUAUCAGGAAGCUCUGGACUCCACUUCCCAUCAGCCACUGCACUGCACUACAUGUCACAUGACCACCUGCACCUGAUUCACGUUUUGGUUAAUGAGCACUCGUGUGUAUAUAUAGCCAUUGUCUGCACUGAUUCACUGUCUUUUGUUGUAUUAGACUGCCAUGUUACAUGUUUUGUUUCAUGCCACAGUAUUUUGCCUAGUUGUCGUAGUGUCUAUGUUUUGUUGUUUGUUCAUAUAAUAAAUGUUAUAUAUCUGCGA